Messenger RNA from Diabrotica balteata, 1467 nucleotides. Lineage: Eukaryota; Metazoa; Arthropoda; Insecta; Coleoptera; Chrysomelidae. The record is from the annotation of a GenBank genome assembly.
AUGGCAAGGAAACAGAAAACAAACGUAAAGUUGACUGCUGAAGUCUCCAAGAGGAACUUAAGAUCAUCUUGCAAUAAAAAUAACAAUAUUGCCACGAUAUCAACCUCAAAGAAUGUUAGAAAACCUGCGAAGCGGCAACUGGUUAAAGACCUUUCGCCAACCCCACCUGAAAUUACUAUUCCAACAAAAACAGUUACUACCGUUGUCCAAAUACAAAAAACAGACCCUACAGAUAAAAUUAUUCCAACUGAUGAACAGAAACAGGUUACAACCGAACCAAUCAUUGCUGUUGUGCCAACUGUUGAACUCAAUUUGCAAAAGCAAAAAGGAGACCCCACAGAUCCAUUAAUUCGAAUCGAUGAACGGACACCGGUUACAACCGAACCAGUCAUUGCAGUGGUAGAGGAGCACAAAAUGGAUACUUCAGGUCCAAUUAUUACCGCUGUUGAGCAAGAAACACCGGAAGUACAAGACUACUCAUAUACAUCUGUAACAUCUAGAAUACCAUUUUCUCCACUUACUAAAAAACAAAAAAGAAGCAUAAUGGAUGAAGAGUAUGUCCAUAAAAAGUUUCGGUAUAGGAGAUAUUUCGAAAAGCAGAAAUUUGAACAAGCUGUAGAAAAAUAUAGAAGAGAGGCCAUACAGAGGUUUUCUAAUUAUGAACAUGACCAGUGUGUACAAACCUGUUCAGAUGGACUCACAAGAUGUUUGAAUGCUGGCAACGCUUUAAGUUUUCAUGAUAUCAUAGACGAAGAAUCACAGCUAACAAAGGCAUCAAGUGGGACUGAAACAGCGGAUGAAGGAUCGUCCACUAUUACGAGUAGUGAAACUGAGGAACAAAUUUUGCUUCUUUACGACAGACCAAACUCAGCGGAUAUGAGAACGUUGUUUCAUAACCUCAAAAUGGCAGGAACGUGUGGCAAAUGUUCCAAGAACUGUGUUUUUAAAGAACCUAAUAAAGUUACAGGGAAAGUUUUUGGUUACCCUUGUGAUAUUUGCAAAAGUUCCACAUUGGUGCAAGUUUUUAAUGAAAUAUGGUUAAGAGAUGACAUAAAGAGCACCGAACUGCAAAUGUUUGACUAUAAUAUAUACACGUAUAGAAGAGAUAGAUCUUUAGAAGCAAGUACCUUUAAAAGAGAUGGAGAAGUGCUUAUAGCUCUCUGGAAAACGAUAACCAGUGUUCGUUUAUCAGCGACUCAAAUAUCGAACAUCUGUUUAUCAAAAUUGAGAUUGACUACAUCGACAAGUUUUAUCUUUGCAACUGCCUACUUUCCGUCACUUAGUAUGAUUCAGAAGUCUGUCGAAUUUACAGGAAAUGUAGAAAAUCUAGCUGAAAACUAUCCAGAAUAUAAGUUAUGUAUCCUGGGAGAUUUUAAUCUUUCCAAUUGCCAGUGGUCCAUUGAUAGAUUGUCUUCUGUGGCUACUCCAUUACCAGGAACCUCACCAAAUGAAGUUGAGUUCAUUUAA